Emys orbicularis (European pond turtle) is the source of this 2373-nucleotide messenger RNA. It is a transcript of the gene AR, whose product is annotated as androgen receptor. Gene Ontology annotation, biological process: positive regulation of transcription by RNA polymerase II; androgen receptor signaling pathway; male gonad development. The coding region runs from base 1 to 2373 and encodes 790 amino acids. NCBI's taxonomy places the organism in Eukaryota, Metazoa, Chordata, Testudines, Emydidae. Gene Ontology annotation, cellular component: nucleus; chromatin. Gene Ontology annotation, molecular function: estrogen response element binding; nuclear receptor activity; zinc ion binding. The transcript has 8 exons. The record is from RefSeq and is a predicted model, not a curated record.
AUGGAGGUGCAAGUUGGACUUGGCAGCGUGUAUGCCCGGCCGGCGGGCAAGACGUUCCGGGGAGCGUUCCAGAGCCUGUUCCAGAGCGUCCGCGAGGUGUUCCAGAGCCCGGGCGCCGGCCCGCCGAGAGAGGAGCCGGGCACCAGCCCCCAACCUUCCUCCUCCGCCCAAUGCCAACCCGGUGCCCGCCUGCAGCAGCAGAGCCCCCGGCAGCAGCAGCCGGGCUCCCCCGCGUACCUGGCUCUGGAGGAGCAUCCCCAGGGCCAGUGCGUCCCGGCGGCCAAGGGGCUGCAGCCUGAGGACGGGGGCCCGGCUGUCACCCCCUCCUCGGCCCUGUCCCUGAUGAGCUCCGCUUUCCAGGGCUGUUCCGGGGACCUCAAGGAUAUCCUGGGCGAAGCGGGCGCCCUGCAGCUCCUGCAGCCGGAGGCCCAGGCAAGGGGCAGCCGCGCCGAGGUGGCUGGGGCCAAGGAGGACUUUCUGGGGGACAGCGCCAAGGAGCUGUGCAAAGCCGUGUCCGCCUCCAUGGGCCUGGGGGUGGAGGCGCUGGAGACGCCAGGCGAGCUCCUGCCCCGGGAGGAUUGCAUGUUCGCCCUGCCCGGCGGGCACUCCCGGGGCGCAGCGGGCGCCCAGCUCGGGGACUGCAAGAACCCAGCGGGGGCUGCGCUCCUGGAGGAGCCGGGCACCAGCCCGGCCUCCUUCAAAGGGCACUCGGCCGCGGGCAGCGGCCCCGGGCCAGGCGAGAACGUCCUGGCCAUUGACGUGCCCCACAGCCUGUCCCUGUACAAGUGCUCCCCGGGCCUGGAGGAGCCCGCUGUUUUCCAGGGUCGCGAUUACUACAACUUCCAGCUGGCGCUCGCCCCCCACACCCGCAUCAAGCUGGAGAACCCCCUGGACUACGGGCCCGGCAACGCCUGGGCUGCCCAGUGCAGGUACGGGGGGGACAUGGCCAGCCUGGCGCCCCAUUGCCCUGCCUCGGCCCCAGCCUGGCACUCGUUUUUCGCAGAGGAGGGGCAGCUCUACGGCCCAUGUGCAGAGGCAGCUGCUGGCCCUUUCGGCUGCGGGCGAAGCCAGGGGCCACCGGGGCAAGAAGUAAGCGACUUCCCAUCCGACGUGUGGUACCCAGGAGGGAUGGUGGGCAGGAUGCCCUAUGCUGCUGCCUCCGGUUGCAUCAAGAGCGAACUCACCCCUUGGAUGGAGGGCUAUGCCGGGACCUUUGGGGAAAUGCGGUUGGAGGCUGGCAGGGACCACGUUUUGCCCAUUGACUAUUACUUUCCACCGCAGAAGACUUGCCUGAUUUGCGGCGAUGAAGCUUCUGGGUGCCACUACGGAGCUCUCACCUGCGGCAGCUGCAAAGUCUUCUUCAAAAGGGCAGCUGAAGGUAAACAGAAAUACCUGUGUGCCAGCCGGAAUGACUGCACCAUCGAUAAAUUCAGAAGAAAAAACUGCCCUUCCUGUCGCCUGCGAAAGUGCUACGAAGCAGGGAUGACCCUGGGAGCCCGCAAGCUGAAGAAACUGGGCAACCUGAAGCUGCAAGAGGAUGGUGAGGGAGCCAGCUCAUCCAGCCCAACAGAUGAGCAGGUCUCCAAGAUGGUGAUGACACGCAUCGAUGGGUUUGAGUGCCAGCCCAUUUUCCUCAAUGUCCUGGAAGCCAUUGAGCCUGGUGUGGUGUGCGCAGGUCAUGACAACAACCAGCCCGACUCCUUUGCUGCUCUGCUGACCAGCCUGAAUGAGCUUGGGGAGAGGCAGCUGGUGCAUGUGGUGAAGUGGGCAAAGGCCUUGCCAGGAUUCCGUAACCUGCACGUGGAUGACCAAAUGGCACUAAUCCAGUAUUCCUGGAUGGGUCUUAUGAUUUUCGCCAUGGGAUGGAGAUCUUUCACCAAUGUUAACUCCAGGAUGCUUUACUUUGCUCCCGAUUUGGUCUUCAAUGAGUACCGAAUGCACAAAUCCAGAAUGUACAGCCAGUGUGUCAGGAUGCGACAUCUUUCUCAGGAGUUCGGAUGGCUUCAAAUCACUCCCCAGGAGUUUCUCUGCAUGAAGGCUCUACUCCUCUUCAGUAUUAUUCCGGUGGACGGUCUGAAGAAUCAGAAGUUCUUUGAUGAACUUCGAAUGAACUACAUAAAGGAACUUGAUCGUAUCAUCUCUUGCAAGAGAAAGAAUCCCACAUCCUGCUCUCGGCGCUUCUACCAGCUCACCAAGCUCCUGGACUCCGUGCAGCCUAUUGCCAGGGAGCUACAUCAAUUUACAUUUGACCUUUUAAUUAAAUCGCACAUGGUCAGUGUGGACUACCCCGAAAUGAUGGCUGAGAUCAUCUCCGUCCAGGUUCCCAAGAUCUUGUCUGGGAAAGUCAAACCUAUCUACUUCCACAUGCAGUGA